Messenger RNA from Rhinichthys klamathensis goyatoka, 928 nucleotides. It is a transcript of the gene purab, whose product is annotated as purine-rich element binding protein Ab. Lineage: Eukaryota; Metazoa; Chordata; Actinopteri; Cypriniformes; Leuciscidae. The transcript has a single exon. Gene Ontology annotation, biological process: regulation of transcription by RNA polymerase II. Gene Ontology annotation, molecular function: purine-rich negative regulatory element binding; RNA polymerase II transcription regulatory region sequence-specific DNA binding; DNA-binding transcription factor activity, RNA polymerase II-specific. The record is from RefSeq and is a predicted model, not a curated record. Gene Ontology annotation, cellular component: nucleus. The coding region runs from base 70 to 903 and encodes 277 amino acids.
GUCGCGUUUGCAGCAGCGGGGCUGAGGGAACGAGAGAGAGAGAGAGAAGGUACGCGGGGAGGCUGCAUCAUGGCGGACAGAGACAGUGGAAGUGAGCACGGUGGAUUCGCCACAGGCCCCGGCCCGAUGCAACCGGGCGCCGCAUCGCGGCUCCAGCACGACACGGAGGAGCUCGCCUCGAAGCGGGUGGACAUUCAGAACAAACGCUUCUAUCUGGACGUGAAGCAGAACGCCAAAGGCCGUUUUCUGAAGAUUGCGGAGGUCGGGGCCGGAGGAAACAAGAGCCGCCUGACUCUUUCCAUGUCCGUCGCCGUGGAGUUCCGCGACUACCUGGGAGACUUCAUCGAGCACUACGCCCAGCUGGGCCCCAGCAACCCCGAGAUUGUGCAGGACGAGCCCAGGAGGGCGCUUAAGAGCGAGUUCCUGGUGCGGGAGAAUCGAAAGUACUACAUGGAUCUGAAGGAGAACCAGAGGGGGCGGUUUCUCCGGAUCCGGCAGACCGUCAAUCGCGGGCCCGGCCUGGGAACCUCGCAAGGCCAGACUAUCGCUCUUCCGGCCCAGGGACUCAUCGAGUUCCGCGACGCGCUGGCCAAACUCAUCGAUGACUUCGGCGUGGACGAGGACCCCGCGGAGCUGCCCGAGGGCACGUCGUUGACAGUGGACAACAAGCGCUUCUUCUUCGACGUAGGAUCCAACAAGUACGGCGUCUUUAUGCGGGUAAGCGAGGUGAAGCCCACCUACCGCAACUCCAUCACCGUACCCUGCAAAGUGUGGUCCAAAUUCGGUACUACCUUCUGCAAGUACGCGGACGAGAUGAAGAAGAUCCAGGAGCGGAGCCGGGAGCGGAGGGCGCGCGAGAUGCUACCGGAGGGCCUGCAAGGGGACGACGGGGACGAGGACUAAUGCACAGCAUAUAUAUAUAUAUAUA